Zea mays is the source of this 1029-nucleotide messenger RNA. RefSeq names its product ethylene-responsive element binding protein 2. NCBI's taxonomy places the organism in Eukaryota, Viridiplantae, Streptophyta, Magnoliopsida, Poales, Poaceae. Gene Ontology annotation, biological process: ethylene-activated signaling pathway; regulation of DNA-templated transcription. Gene Ontology annotation, molecular function: DNA-binding transcription factor activity; DNA binding. The transcript has a single exon. Bases 111 to 803 code for a protein of 230 amino acids. The record is from RefSeq and is marked validated.
AUCGCCGCGACCUCGGAGUACACGACCGCCAUCUAUUCUCCGCCACUUUUUGGCGACACCGACGCCACGUCGUCGCACUCGAAUCGGCAGAGCCACCACCACCCCCCGCAAUGACGUCGAGGCUGGAGAGCGGCGGGUUCCAGCUCCCGAACACCGAGCAGGAGAACGCACUCUUGCUCCGCGCGCUCAUCUCCGUCGUGUCCGGUGACACCGCCGCCGCGUCGUUGGUCCCGGAGGCGGCCGCCGCAGAGGCCCCUGCCGCCGCGGCGUCAGCGUGCGGGUGCCCCGGCGGCUGCGACCUCGCCGCCGCGUCGAGCAGCGACAGCGAUGGCGCGGAGUGCUCCGCGAGCGGCGGAGGCGCGGGCAAGCGGAGGCGGAGGCGGAGCAGGGCGAGCAGUUACAUGGGCGUGCGGCGGCGGCCGUGGGGCAAGUGGGCGGCGGAGAUCCGCGACCCGCGCCGCGCCGCGCGCAAGUGGCUCGGCACGUUCGACACCGCCGAGGACGCCGCCCGCGCCUACGACGCCGCCGCGGUCGAGCUCCGGGGCCGCCGCGCCAAGCUCAACUUCCCGGACGCCGCCGCCGCCGCGGCGGCGCGGGAUGUGCAGCCGCGCCGCCCGUUGCCCGGUCAGAGCCUCCGCGAGAACUGCGGGUCCAACGCCGCGUCGCCGCUGCACGUGGCGGUGGCGCGGGCGCCGACCACGCUGCAGGGAACAGGGCCGGCGCCGCCCAAGGACCAGGACAUCUGGGACGGCUUGAACGAGAUCAUGACGAUGGAUGACGGCAGCUUCUGGUCCAUGCCGUGAUCCUGCUACUUCGGCCGUCCAUCUCCGGAUCUUCCUCUUGUUGUUGUGCGUUUAUUUUUAUGAUGACCAGAUUCUACGGUUGUUUUUUAGGGGAAGAGAAUCAUAAAUUGAAUUUUGGAGCCAUGUGGCCACCAGCUCACUGGCUGUGCUGUAAAUCUGUAACUCGUCAGUCAGCCAUGGCUUUCGUACGAGUUUUACACCACCGUCAUCCCUCAAUCCCCUUUAA